AUGUCCACGUCAGCAGGAGCCGAAGACAAGACGGUCACCGGCUACCCGGCUCAGCCGGGUCAAGUAGCAUCCGGCUAUCCUGCGGCCACCGCUUAUCCGUAUGCAGCCCCGCAGCCACCGCCUCCACAACCCUACGUCUUCCACCAACACCACCACCCGGGACCCACCUACUACGCUCAGAGUAAUUACAACCAGCGGCGCCCUUUCAUGCGCACCUUUCUCUGCCGUCUGAUCGUCGCGUUCAUCGUGGUCAUCUGUCUCAUGGGCCUUAUAUCUUUCAUCACCUGGCUCGUACUCAGGCCACGCCUUCCCGAGUUCCGCGUCGACUCUGCCUCAGUCCCAAAACUCAAUUCCACUCGCUCCGAGCUAUCCGGCACCUGGGUCGUCUCUCUUCUCGUCAAAAACCCUAACAGCAAGCUCUCUGUUACUUAUGACCGCCUCCAGGCCUAUGUAUUCUACGGGGAAGAGGUUCAAUUGGGAUCUACUCAGUUGCCUCCGUUCUCCCAAGGAAAGGGGAAUGAAUCGUCCGUUCAGUUCCAACUCAAUGUGAUGAGCGAGUACGUCGGUGAAGAUGUAGUCAAUUCGAUAAACAAGGAAAGGAAUCGUGGGCUUGUGAAUUUUGGGGUUAAUGUCUAUGCCUUGGUUAGGUUUAGGACUGGAGUUUGGAGAAUGAGACAGCAUCUGAUGAGGGUUUAUUGCAACCCCGUGGGGAUCGGUUUCUCCGGUAAUAAUGGGACAGGAACUUUGGUGGCUCAAUCGAGGCAGUGCGAGGUUGAUCUUUGA
Messenger RNA from Carica papaya (papaya), 783 nucleotides. Its product is annotated as NDR1/HIN1-like protein 26. Lineage: Eukaryota; Viridiplantae; Streptophyta; Magnoliopsida; Brassicales; Caricaceae. Gene Ontology annotation, biological process: defense response to other organism. Gene Ontology annotation, cellular component: plasma membrane. The record is from RefSeq and is a predicted model, not a curated record.